Molecule: messenger RNA, 2618 nt
Organism: Juglans microcarpa x Juglans regia
Lineage: Eukaryota; Viridiplantae; Streptophyta; Magnoliopsida; Fagales; Juglandaceae
Product: polygalacturonate 4-alpha-galacturonosyltransferase-like
Exons: 11
Coding region: 236-2269 (677 amino acids)
Molecular function (GO): polygalacturonate 4-alpha-galacturonosyltransferase activity
Source: RefSeq, a predicted model, not a curated record
UAUUUACUGGGAGACGUCUCAAUUUGUAGGAUCGCUACUGUGUGGUGGGAUGCCUCUGUGUCGCUACUAGUAGUUUUCUUGACAGUUUGCCUUGGAAUCACACUCUCCUUUCUGCAGUUUCCUCCCCACCACACACAGACACUCUCUCGUCAUCUCAUGGACUUACACUUGCAAUGAACACCAAAAGCCUCCCAAGUCUCCAAGAUCUCCUCUCAAUUCCACUCGUUUUGAUUAAAUGGCAGUGAAGCGGGGACUAUCCGGUGCGAGCAUCCACAAGAACAGUGGCGGUGGGUCUCCAUUCCCUCUAGCCAUUCUCAUUCUCCUUGCGUUGCUCGUGCCGUCCCUUUUCUUCUUCGGCAGAGGACUCCACACCACUGAUCGAGGUGAUCUUUCAACUGGUCCUAGUAAAAAGAAUGUGGAUUGGAGAGAAAGACUGGCUUUGCAACAUUUCAAAUCUCUCUUUACAAAAGAGGUCAUUGAUGUUAUCACAACCAGCACAAGUGAUAUGGGGCCCUUGAGUCUUGAUAUUUUUAAGAAAAAUAACUUGUCUGCUUCAUGGAAAUUCAUUGGGGCAGAGACUUCAGUUGUUGACACUUCUGAGCCAAACCAAGCAGCUACAGUUGUUGGGCAAGAUAUAUCUAAGGGCAAAAAGAAGAAUUCUUCAGAUGAUUAUGCUCGAUUUAUUGUUAAACCUGCAGACCUCGCCCGGAGGCAAUUGCGAGAGAAAAGACGUGAAAAGCGAGCAUCUGAAUUGGUACGUCAGGACAAAGAAGCAAUUGUAAAACUUGAAAAUGCUGCCAUUGAACACUCCAAAUCUGUUGACUCUGCUGUUCUGGGAAGAUACAGCAUAUGGAGGAGAGAAAAUGAGAAUGAGAACUCUGAUUCCACAGUACGCUUAAUGCGGGAUCAAAUUAUAAUGGCAAGAGUAUAUUUAAGUAUUGCAAAGAUGAAGAACAAGGUUGAUUUGUACCAACAACUACAAGUUCGGCUUAAAGAGAGCCAGCAGUCCCUUGGAGAGAUCACUGCCGAUUCCAAUCUACAUCACAGUGCACCUGCAAGAGUCAAAGCUAUUGGCCAAGUUCUGUCAAAAGCAAGAGAGCAACUGUAUGACUGCAAGUUGGUGACGGGGAAGCUGAGAGCAAUCCUUCAGUCAGCCGAUGAAAAUGUUAGGAGCUUGAAAAAACAGAGCACAUUCUUGAGUCAGUUAGCUGCCAAGACCAUUCCAAAUGCAAUCCACUGUUUUUCCAUGCGCCUAACUAUAGAAUACUACCUCCUUCCUCCAGAGAAGCGGAAGUUCCCCAGAAGUGAGAAUCUGGAAGAUCCAAAUCUUUUUCAUUAUGCCCUCUUCUCAGACAAUGUUUUGGCUGCAUCAGUGGUUGUGAACUCAGCUGUCACCAAUUCGAAGGACUCUUCAAAGCAUGUAUUUCAUCUUGUCACUGAUAAACUCAAUUUUGGAGCCAUGAAUAUGUGGUUUCUGUUGAAUCCUCCUGGGAAAGCUACAAUCCAUGUUGAAAAUGUUGAUGAAUUUAAGUGGCUCAAUUCAUCCUACUGCCCUGUUCUACGUCAACUAGAGUCUGCUGCGAUGAAAGAGUAUUAUUUCAAGGCUGGUCAUCCAACCAAACUUUCAUCUAGUGCCUCUAAUCUGAAGUACAGGAAUCCGAAGUAUCUGUCAAUGCUUAACCAUCUAAGGUUCUAUCUGCCACAGGUUUAUCCAAAGUUGAAUAAAAUUCUGUUUCUUGAUGAUGACAUUGUUGUUCAGAAAGACUUGACUGGACUGUGGUCUGUGGAUCUCCAUGGAAAGGUUAAUGGGGCAGUGGAAACCUGUGGUGAGAGCUUUCACCGUUUUGACAAGUACCUUAACUUUACAAAUCCUCAUAUUGCAAGAAACUUUGAUCCAAAUGCAUGCGGGUGGGCUUAUGGGAUGAACAUUUUUGAUCUUAAGGAGUGGAAAAGGAGGGAUAUUACUGGCAUAUAUCACAAGUGGCAGAACAUGAAUGAAGAUAGGGUACUUUGGAAGCUUGGGACAUUACCUCCGGGACUAAUUACAUUCUAUGGGCUGACACAUCCUCUUGAGAAGUCAUGGCAUGUGCUUGGUUUGGGUUACAGUCCUACCAUUGACCGUUCAGAGAUUGAGAAUGCUGCGGUCAUACACUACAAUGGAAACAUGAAACCCUGGCUGGAGUUGGCAAUGACAAAGUAUCGGUCAUACUGGAUUAAGUACAUUAAGUAUGAUCAUCCCUACCUUCGAACCUGCAAACUAAGCGAAUGAACUGAAACUGAGGUCCCCAAGUCAUACGGUGAUCUCUCUCUCUCUCUCUGUGUAAUUUAUCCAUUUCAUUCCAAUCAUCCAUUAGAACAUGUAACUAAUUCUAUAGCCUCUCCCCCACUUUCUGGGGUAAUUUCAUGCCUUCUUGACCUGUAAAAAGUCGCAAAUGUGUCUUACUUUGGAGCCAAGUCCGAGUUGGACGGGAUAGGGAAUUGGGUGUCAUUUGAUGUAUUCUAUGAACAACUUGUUCGGUUUGUACUAUAAGAUGUGCGUGGAUUAUGAUAUUCAUAUCCUAUCUACUCAAGACCAUUAAGUAGCAAUCUUGCACUAUGAAAAAGGUGUUUGCGCUUCA